This is a messenger RNA of Brassica napus (rape), 1694 nucleotides long. Its product is annotated as geranylgeranyl pyrophosphate synthase 10, mitochondrial-like. The record is from RefSeq and is a predicted model, not a curated record. Gene Ontology annotation, biological process: isoprenoid biosynthetic process. Bases 229 to 1281 code for a protein of 350 amino acids. Lineage: Eukaryota; Viridiplantae; Streptophyta; Magnoliopsida; Brassicales; Brassicaceae. Gene Ontology annotation, molecular function: geranylgeranyl diphosphate synthase activity. The transcript has a single exon.
UGUUUUAGAUGGAAUUAACCCAGUUUUCUCUCGACGCUGAAAUCUAUGAAUCCAUGUUACAAAUUGCAACAAGUAUAUGUGUUGGUUCGUUUGUUACGUCAUUGAAUUUUUUUGAAGAACUCAAUACUAGUGGUUGAUAUAUUAAUUAACCCUAAAUCGUUCCACAUCUCCACUAUAAAUAUGGCAUCAUAAGUCCAAAUCUAAAGGAUCAAAUAACUAAAGCCGAAAAUGGAAAACAGAGAAACUCUUGUUUACACUCUCAUUUGCAUCUUUCUCUCUCUCCACUUCUUGUUUUGGAGAUUCAGGCCGCGUUACACUGAAGUUGCGUCUGUCUUCAGACUGACACGCCACCUUAACAUCCGCAGUUUUGCUUCAGUAACAAGCUAUAACUUCGACUUCAUGUUGUAUAUGGUCAAUAAGGCCAAGUUUGUCAACAAAGCACUAGACGAGGCUGUUCCUCUCUGCGAGCCAGCACUCAAAAUCCGUGAAUCCAUGAGGUACACACUUCUCUCGGGUGGAAAACGCGUAAGGCCAAUGCUUUGCUUAGCUGCGUGCGAGCUCGUAGGUGGCCAAGAGUCCACCGCAAUGCCCACUGCAUGUGCGGUUGAGAUGCUUCACGCGUCAUCUCUCAUCCAAGACGACCUCCCUUGUAUGGAUGACGACAACCUUCGUCGUGGAAAACCCACCAACCAUAAAGUAUAUGGUGAAGAUAUAUCCGUCUUUACCGCUGAUGCGCUCAUAGCGCUAGCUGUCAAGAAGAUGGCCGCGUCUACCUCUUUGGGCGUUCCUCCAGAGAGGGUUCUCCGGGCCAUUUUGGAGAUGACAAAAGCGUUGGGAACGGAAGGGCUCGUUGCGGGUCAAGCGGCUGAUCUGGCCGGAGAAGGAAUGAGCGGAGUGGGGUUGGAACAUCUUGAGUUUAUACAUAUUCACAAAACGGCGGCGUUGCUUGAAGCUUCUGCGGUGGCGGGGGCUAUUGUGGGAGGUGGGUCUGAUAAAGAGAUUGAAAGGCUUAGGAUGUAUGCAAGAUGCAUUGGGCUUAUGUUUCAAGUUGUGGAUGAUGUUCUUGAUGUGACAAAGUCGUCGGAGGAAUUGGGGAAGACGGCCGGUAAAGAUUUGGUGGCCGGAAAGCUAACGUAUCCGAGGUUCAUGGGAGUGGAGAAGUCGAAGAAAUAUGCUGAAAAGUUGAACGUAGAAGCGAGAGAGCAUCUUCAAGGGUUUGAUAUACACAAGGUGGCGCCUUUGUUGUCUCUAGCUGAUUACAUUGUCAAUCGACAAAACUAACUUGAUAUAUGUUUUAUAAAAAUAUUGAUAAAUGUUCGUUAAAUGCAAACCUAAAAAUGGAAUAGAACUAUAUCUCAUUUUGGAAAAAUUGGAAUUUUGUUUUACAUGUUGGAUCAAGAAAUCCAAACAGUGAAAUCCAAAGAGGGUCGUUUUCGACUAUCAAUUGUUCUUUCGAACAAUCGCCAUGGGAACAAAAGUGGAGCUUCCCGUCGGGUUUCUUCAUUUUGCUGAGCUUGACUCGUCCUUAGAUGGUUCUAUUUUUAGUUAUUUUGUAUUGUUUUCUAGUUUUAUUUUACCGUCGAGCUUGCUUCCGGGAUUUUCUGCUUCAUUUGUAAAUUUUUAUGCUCUUUGAGCAUCUUAAUAUAAGUUUUUUUUUUAACGCUGAUUUAUUAUGAUCUUACAAUUAUGAUAUA